AUGUGCUUGCCAUUACAUCCUUCGCUGACCCUUCACGUCCCUCACCCACAUACAUAUCCACCACUAUAUAAACCACCCUUGGCUUCCCAUUCCUCUCAUCUCUUCCAAGCUCCACCAGUUACACACUCAUUGCUAGGGCUUCCAGAUCACCUCAUCAAUGGCCUCCAACCUUGUUCCUCCGCCUUCGCUCUUUUCCUGCUCCUCAAUCUUCUCUUCUUUUCCAUUCCUGGCAGUGCAACCCCAAUGCCCCCCUCACCAGGAACCGGCACGUGUCCCAUGGACAUACUGAAACUUGGGGCAUGCACCGAUGUGCUGAACGGUGCGGUGGGCGCGACAAUUGGUAAGCCACCUGCAUCCCAAUGCUGCCCUCUCAUCCAAGGGCUCGCUGACCAUGAGGUCUCCAUAUGCCUUUGCGCCGCCAUAAGAGCUAACGUUCUGGGCAUCAACGUCGACGUUCAGCUCGCUCUCAGCUUGAUUCUCAACGCUUGCGAUAGGCAAGAAGCCAAUAAAUACCAAUGUGCUUGAUGAUCUCAUCAGCCACUAUUAUCGUGUUCUUAUUCCAGUACUUGUUUCGACUGCUGCAAAUAAAAUCCUAGCAUCAUGUUGGUGUGUCUUAUUACGUGGACUGCGUAAUAAAUAAUCAUGACGAUAUUUAUGAAUAAUAAUAUGAAUGCACUGCCAUUUUUCUCUUC
Messenger RNA from Prosopis cineraria, 692 nucleotides. RefSeq names its product putative lipid-binding protein AIR1. Bases 1 to 525 code for a protein of 174 amino acids. NCBI's taxonomy places the organism in Eukaryota, Viridiplantae, Streptophyta, Magnoliopsida, Fabales, Fabaceae. The record is from RefSeq and is a predicted model, not a curated record. The transcript has a single exon.